Engraulis encrasicolus (European anchovy) is the source of this 2701-nucleotide messenger RNA. RefSeq lists its product as uncharacterized. NCBI's taxonomy places the organism in Eukaryota, Metazoa, Chordata, Actinopteri, Clupeiformes, Engraulidae. The record is from RefSeq and is a predicted model, not a curated record. Bases 293 to 2275 code for a protein of 660 amino acids. The transcript has 4 exons.
CUUAGCCCUGAAGACACACACUCUCCCUCCCACACACACACACACACCUCAAACACUUGCUAACUCAUGCGGCAUGUCAUGGUGGCUGCCUGUGCCUGUGACUGUGUGUUCUCCACGUUUCCCAGCAGAGCAGGACUGUCCUGAGUUUUUGAGGAGCAGCCACGAGGACAAAGAGUCUCUUUCAGGUCUGACUGCAGUGCCCCAACGAGCUCCUAUUGAGAUGACCUCACAGUAAGCGGACCCUUCCAUCACCACAAGCACACUACCACUGCUGCUACUGUACGCUCAGGCAAUGUCUGUGGACGCCUUAGGACAGUCGCCGCGGAGGAUGGCCAAGGCCCCGCCCCCUCCUGUUCCCCCGAAGCGCUUUCAGGUCAAGGACGCCCUCCAUGACCUCGGCGUGCAGCCCAGGUCUCCCACCACCCCCACCAUCACCACCCCCACCACCACCAUCCCCACCAUCACUUCCACUCCCAUCCAGCAGGAAGAGCGCAGGCCCAGCGCUGCAGAGCGUCUAGCCGCCGACAAGGGUCGCUUCAUCAAGAGCCAGCCCAUUGUGCUGUCCAAAACUCCACAGAUGACCGCAGUGCCUGUAGCACGCAAGAAGCCGGUUGCUCCCGGCCCCGGCCGAGCCAUCCCUCCCAGCCCCAGCAAACCUAAUAGUAGUAUUAGUAGUAGUAGUAGCCCGAGCAAACCUGUUAGUAGUAGUAGUAUUAGUAGUAGCAAUGAACCACCCAAAGCCAGCCCUCGGAGGCCCGUGAGGAGGGCUGCCCCCCCGGCCGCUGGCCACUCCGCUGGGGCGCCCGUGCUGAACCUGAAGCACCUGAGCAUCCUCAUCAGCGAUGUGGAGGAGCCUGAGCCGGAGCCUGAUGCCUCUCCCCCGGCCUCGCACGCCGCGGCAGCCUCCUCCACCUGCUCCCUCAGCAGCGACGGCACCGCGGGCGAUGAGAACUGUAAUAAUAGUGAGCCCGCGGUGCCAACGCUGACAACUUCAGAGCCUACCUCCUUCGACUCCUUUGAUAAACUGGCGCUCGCCUCACCCGCCUCCCUGGCUCAGGUGUCCUCUACCUCUCCCUCCCUCUCCACACCCUCCCUCGACAGCCCUUGGAGGACUGGGGCUGGGUCGGACGCGUCCGGGUCGGGGACUGGGUCCCAGUCGCAGGGUGGCUGCUCCAGCUCCCCCGCGGUGGCGGUGCGCAGGGUUGAUGUCCGCCCGCAGAUGGUGGCGCCGGUGAGGAAGGGCCCCAUGAUGCACGGCGGCCCCCACAUGCACGGACGCAUGCCUCCUGCGCACAUGCAGAUGCCCAUGCACAUGCCCAUGCACAUGCCCAUGGCCGCGCACAACAAGCUGCAGCAGCAGGCGCAGUCACACGCUCACCUCAUGUACCUGAUGAAGGCGCAGGUGGCCGCCAAGAACGCCCCCGUGCUGCCCCGGAACUCACCCCUGAUGCCACCAGGUGGUGUGCAUGGAGGGAUGGCUGGCAUGAUGAUGGCCCACAGAGCGGGCAUGACUCCCAGCCUGCCCCCCCAGGCCCAGCAGCCAAGCUCCAACGGGGGGAGCCCAACCCUCAAGUCUCCCACAAUGCCCGGCGGUGGCACUCCGCAGCCAGUGUCCGCCACCACCACUCCUCAAAGCUCAGCAGUGGCCCCCAUUACUCCACCGGUCCCUCUGCGCAUCUCGUCUCCAACUGCAGCUGGCCAAGCGGCCGAACCACAGGCACCAGUUGCCACCAUGAUGGCCGCCACUGCUGCCGCCACACCAACCCCAUCAUCGCUCCCCUCCUCCUCCUCCAACCUCAGCUCCUUCCUCCCCGGUGGGGGGUCCAACAACUCCCCCAUCCCCCCCUUCUCCUCCGCGCACCCCUCCCCCUCCCCCUCCAUCACCCGUCUCUCCUCCUCCGGCUCCCGUAAGCGCCGCCCCUCCCUCACGCGCUCCAAGUCGGACGUGAGCGACCGCUACUCGCGGGCCGGCGCCGACCUGGAGCGCUUCUUCAACUACUGCGGCCUGGACCCGGCCGACCUGGACCUGGAGGAGCUGGCCCAGCAACCCGGCGGCUCGGACAUCGCCUCCGUGUCCCGGCUGAGGAGCGCCAGCGCCCCCGCCUCCGAGUGCUCGCAGGGCCAGGAGCAGCAGGAGCAGGAGGAGGAGGGAGGAGGCGCGCAGGCUCAGAGGGUCCCCUACGGGGUCUCCGUCAUCGAGAGGAACGCCAGGGUCAUCAAGUGGCUGUACGGGCUGCGUCAGGCGAGGGAUCCUGCCCGCGUCGCCAAUGUCUAGACCAGGCAGGACCGCCGGCGCUGAUUGACAGGUUUGACUGGGCCCAGGGCAAUAUCGUCUGAAAGGGCCCCCCCCUCCUCUCAAUACAUACAAUGUAAUGGGGAGCCAAUUCUGGGCCCCCUCUCUCUCCCUGGGCCCGGGACAACAGACCUGUUUGUCCCCCGCUAUCUGCUUCCCUGAGACCAGGGGUGGAGGAACCUACUGUAUGUCUCGAGGGACGUUUAUGGCCCUUGAGGCUGUGUUAUCUGGCCCUGCGGAUACACAUGAAAUAAUAUGACACUGUUUUGUAAAGAAAUGUUAGAAAUUUCAAUAUUGCUAUAUAAUUAAGUUAUCUGUUCAUAUCAGGGGACCUGAAGGUGAAGGAGGGGUCUGUUGUACACAUGGCCACCUUUCAAUAUAGGCUUAAAGGGGUAUGCCACUAUUUUG